CCCAGGUUCAUAAAGUCAGUCUGAAGCAGGUGCUUCAGUCAAAGAGGAGCGACUCCAGAAACUCUCCUGUUCUCUGGUCACACUCUCGGCCAAGAUGUCUCAAGAUUACUUUGGAUGGUCCCUCACGAGGAGCAACGUGAGGAGCAACACGACCACGACUGUGGCCCUGAACAAUGCAGCAGAUAUCUCCGUCAUUGUGAUUUACUUUCUGGUUGUGCUGGCUGUCGGAGUAUGGGCGAUGCUUCGCACCAACCGAUCCACUGUUGGUGGCUUCUUCCUCGCAGGGAGGAGCAUGGUGUGGUGGCCGAUCGGAGCGUCGCUAUUCGCCAGCAACAUCGGCAGUGGCCACUUUGUGGGAAUCGCUGGGACUGCAGCGGCCUCAGGAAUAGCCAUUGGUGGAUUUGAAUGGAAUGCUCUCAUCGUGGUCGUCAUUCUGGGAUGGAUCUUUGUGCCCAUCUACAUUAAAGCUGAGAUCGUCACCAUGCCCGAAUACCUGAAGAGGAGGUUUGGGGGUCAUCGUAUUCGCAUCUAUCUCUCUGUGCUCUCCCUCUUCCUGUAUGUCUUCACCAAGAUCUCAGCUGACAUGUUUUCCGGUGCAAUCUUCAUCAACCAGGCACUUGGCCUGAAUAUCUACCUCGCUGUUAUCAUGCUACUAUCCAUCACCGCCUUGUACACCGUCACAGGUGGAUUGGCUGCAGUGAUCUACACAGACACCCUACAGACCAUCAUCAUGGUUGUUGGAUCCUUCAUCCUUAUGGGCUUUGCCUUCAAUAAAGUGGGAGGCUAUGAGCAGUUCCAGGUGCGCUACAUGGAGGCAGUCCCUUCUCAGACGGCUAACAUCAGUGCAAGUUGCUACGAGCCUCGGGCGGACUCCUUCCAUAUUUUCAGGAACGCGAUAACGGGAGAUCUGCCGUGGCCUGGCCUGGUGUUCGGACUCACCAUUCAGGCCACUUGGUACUGGUGCACUGAUCAGGUCAUCGUCCAGCGCUGCCUCUCAGCUAAGAACUUAUCUCACGUGAAGGCCGGCUGCAUCCUAUGUGGCUACCUGAAGCUGCUGCCCAUGUUCCUCAUGGUUUUCCCUGGAAUGAUUAGUAGGAUCCUCUACCCCGAUGAGGUUGCGUGUGUGGAGCCAGAACUAUGUGAGCAAUACUGUGGGGCCAGUGUGGGCUGCACCAACAUUGCUUAUCCAAAACUGGUGGUGGAUCUCAUGCCCAAUGGUCUGCGAGGUCUUAUGCUGUCUGUGAUGAUGGCCUCACUGAUGAGCUCACUUACGUCCAUCUUCAACAGUGCCAGCACUCUCUUUACAAUGGACAUCUACACUAAGAUCCGCAAGACCGCCAAUGAAAAGGAACUCAUGAUUGCCGGCAGAGUGUUUAUCUUGGCCCUGAUUGGUGUGAGCAUAGCGUGGAUCCCUGUGGUGCAGUCGGCCCAGAGCGGUCAGCUCUUUGACUACAUCCAGUCCAUCACCAGCUACCUCACACCACCCGUUGCAGCCGUUUUCCUGCUGGCCAUCUUCUGCAAACGUGUCAAUGAGGCUGGUGCGUUUUACGGCCUCACUAUUGGCCUGCUCAUCGGCCUGUCCAGGAUGAUAGCCGAGUUUGCGUACGGCACAGGCAGCUGCGUCAAUCCCAGCAACUGUCCCACCAUCAUAUGUGGCGUCCACUACCUCUACUUCUCCAUCAUCCUGUUUGUGGUGUCCUGUAUCAUCAUCCUGGGCAUCUCUCUCAUGACAAAACCCAUCGCAGACGAACACCUGUAUCGACUCUGCUGGAGCCUGAGGAACUCGACGGAGAAGAGAGUAGAUCUGGAGGAGGACCAAUGGGUUGAAGACAACGAUUCGGACUCUUUGGAAUUAGAAGAAUCUGAGGAGGAGCCCGGCUUCUGCAAGAGGGCAGUGCUGCUCUUCUGUGGCCUGGAGCACAAAAAGGCCCCCAAGCUGAGUCUGGAGGAGCAGGCGGAGCUGCAGAAAGCGCUCACAGACACCUCGGAGAAGCCGCUAUGGAGGAACAUCGUCAACGCCAACGCCAUCAUCCUCCUGUGCGUGGCUGUUUUCUUCCAUGGGUAUUACAGUUAAAGAAACUCCACUCACUCCACUCACUCCACUUGCUAUACGGUAAUUUAUAUUUAAGUGACAGGAUUUUUGCAUGGCUGUAAUGUAUGAUUAAACAAAACAGUAAGUAUCUGUCGACACACAACUCUAACGCAAGAACUGUCUUCACCUGAAUUCUGCUCGUUGUAGUAGAAAUGUAUUUAUAUAAGAACUCGAUUAAAUAAUCAAAAGGCUUUUAGCAUUAGCAAUAAUGACAACACGUAUUCUUACUCAACCCAGUGACCGCUCAGCCACAGCAUUAAAUCUAGUUUCUAGUUCUAAUGAGUGUAAAUGCUUCUUUACAGUUUACAUGUGAGUGACAAACAAGUGACAUACCCCCCCCCCCCCCCCCCACGGCCCCUUUUUCUAAUAUUAUUGUCUUUUAUUUCGACAUGCUGCCCUAAAUCAUGGAAAAAGACAUCACAUGAUAAUUAAAACGCCUGUAAAUGACAUGUAACACAUUAUAAAUGUAGGUUUAUGUACAAAAUAUGGGAUUUUUUAAAUUCUUGACUAUUUCUGUAUUAGCUACCUCAUUCUACCGAAGGACUAUUUCCCCAUUAUGUGUGU
This is a messenger RNA of Pleuronectes platessa (European plaice), 2656 nucleotides long. It is a transcript of the gene slc5a1, whose product is annotated as solute carrier family 5 member 1. The transcript has 15 exons. Bases 95 to 2074 code for a protein of 659 amino acids. Gene Ontology annotation, biological process: transmembrane transport; sodium ion transport. Gene Ontology annotation, molecular function: D-glucose:sodium symporter activity. Gene Ontology annotation, cellular component: plasma membrane. Lineage: Eukaryota; Metazoa; Chordata; Actinopteri; Pleuronectiformes; Pleuronectidae. The record is from RefSeq and is a predicted model, not a curated record.